AUACAAAAAUACAAAAAUACAAAAAUACAAAAAUACAAAAAUACAAAAAUACAAAAAUACAGAAAUACAAAAAUACAAUAAUACAAUUUAGGUCUUCAAAGCAUUAAGGUGUUUUUUUAAAUGGGUCUCCUAAAACCAGUUUUUAUUAGAAAACAUAUUUUCACCAGUUUUUUUCAUGUUCUAAAAAAUUGUUUAUUAUUCAGAAGUACACAGCAUUUCAAAAACUUACUGUCCCUCCAUCGUCAUGUUACCUCGAAAAUAAUGGUGUUAUUAAUUAAGAGCGUGAAAUUGGGCUUUUGAACUACUGUGGUGCGGUUGUUAUAAAAAUCAAACAAAAUGAAAAUCAAUAGUACCACUCUAGAACGCCGUCAAUAUGGUUGUUAAAUGUGUGAAAUUUUUGGAAAAAAAAGGUCUCUAGUAAUAGUCUUUAUAGAUGUGACAGCAGUUGGGAUUAAAACUGAGUUAGUUCUAGUUUCAAAACAAAUACGACUAAUUUCGUAAUUUUUGUUUUAACUUAUAACACUAGGGUCUGAGGCCAGUGUGUUUUAGGGAGAUUUAGGAGGCUAUUUUCACGCUUCAAAUCUGAUUUUCUCAGAAACGGUGACGGAUAUUAAAAACCCAACUGACAAUCUCUUAGAAAAUUAGUUAAGAUUAUUCUGUGGAAAUUUCAGAAUGAUUCAUUGACGGGUCGGGAAAGUUUUUUUUUUGAAGGAAGAAUUGCAUAGCUGAAAACGGCAACUAUCAACUUGUUAAUUGAAUAUCUCGCCUUAAAAGGCAUGCAUCCAAAAUCUAUCCUGACAAUGUCUAGAUAAUUCAAUUUAGAUGCGAUUAGUGCAUAAAAACAUGGGUGUUGUCGCGAUUAAAAUGAAGUGAAUGUUAUUUUUGUGAAGGUAAGUCGAUUUCUAUGCACGCGCCAUUUUUUCUGCUCCAGUUUCCUGGUAACGUAACGAAAAAUGAGAGAGAAAUGAAAUCGGCUCAGUAAGGCUGCCAAACAAGCGGUAGCUUUAUUGGAUGGAGACACAUUUUAUGCUUAUGUAUGUCAAUCACAUUCGACCGAUUGAUGUAGUCAAACUUGUAACCGAAAAUAUCAAAACUUUCUUGGCCACCCGGCCCAUCGAGACUCAUGUUGCACAUAUGCGAGAGAAAUAAAGUGCGCAGAGCGCUCACGUGGUCGAUUCAAAACUUAUACGCGAACUACUGACCUCAGCCCUUAAUGUAUGAUUCGACGGAAUGAUCUUUAGUGGAAUGAUUCUCUUUGCGACGAAAUGACGUAACCUUGAUCCCAAAAUACAGAAUUCAACAAAUUUCUAGAAUUCUCAAAUAACACAAAAUACUACUAAAUAAUACGAGGAUGUACAAAAAAAAUUGUUUUCUUUACGUCCCGUCUUCUACCCGUCAGUGCCUAACAGUGGACGUUCGAAAUUUAUGCCAUUUAUCCGUUCAGUACAGCUUUAGUUUAAUAAUGAGAAAACCUAAUUGGAAAAAACUUUUCUCAAAUAAUAAUUAGCUACCGCAAUUCUUUUUCUCACAAAACCGUUUCCGAUUGAACCCACCGCGUGUUCGGGACUUCCAACGGGAGACUCUCACCGCCAACUGAGAGAGAGUGAGUUCCCUUACAGCUGGCCGUGCGCUUGCGCAGUGAGAAACGUUCGCACCGACAGCUGAUCGAUCGGAAGUGUUAAUGUUUUGUUUUCAUCGCAUGGCGCUCCAACAGGUUCCACCGUAACCGCCGUUGGUCCGCUUUCUUCACGGACACUCAACCAAGACACCAACCACACGGGGUCUCAUCUCAUCAUCCUCAUCGCUUCCAACGGUUGUUCGGCUAAUCCAGCCGCCCGGUCCCGACAAGGAGUUUGGGUGGUUGAUUCGUCGAUCGGGCGCCGUUCAGUUCUCGUUGAACCGUCAUCCGAAGCGGAAGAUUGCAAAUCGGAAUUCGCGGUACGCGGUCGGGAUAAAGGAAAAAAAAUCUUUUUUUUUGUUGUUGCUCCUUCCAUACCAUAAACUCAACUGGCAGGUGAAUUAGCAUUACAUAGAUCCGUAGCCGUAGGCCUUCCUGUGGGAGUGUAGGGAGUCUCCCCGGACACAGGGGAGUCGUCUGUCGCUGGAAGUGACUGGGAAGGGUCAUCAUAAGAGUCGUCGGUUGUGACGGUCGUCGUCGUGUUGUGUGCUUGGGUGGUGGACGGACUGCCGUGGCAGGAUUGAGUUCGUCUCGCAGACGAGCUGAGUAUAAUUUUUUUGUUGCUCUUGUCGUUCUUCUGCUAAAACCCAGUGAGCACUCAAGCGGAGGAGGAAAUAGCUAGAAACAAUGAAGUUCCACCUGAGUUGGGUGAACAAUACCAUAAGGUGACGGGAUCAUCUUAUUGCUUCUUCUUCUCGGUCUCCGCAUUGUCCGCUUUGUCGCUGGUCGCUUCUACCACGGGAAUGUGUUUUUGUUUUGUGCUAGUGCUGUCGGGUAGAAAAGAAGGAUAAUUUACAUGGGCUUGUCGUCAGCUGUGCAAAGUUUUCGAGACGCACAAAUGUGUCCAUAGGCAAGUUUUCGGUGGGUGGGGGCAGUUGUUUGAAUGUGAUCGAUAUACCGAUUGAACUGUUUAGUUGCCGUUGAAGCCGUGUCGUGUUAUUGCAUACAAAAACCGUCGGCGGUUGUUGUCGCGUGCGCCCGGUGCUGCCAAGUCACAAUGAACCCACCACCGACUGCCGCCGGCCGGUGGAAUUUAGGCCGCAGUGUUAGUGCGGGGGCUGUUGACUGUCGGCCCCUAGCGGCGGCACUGAUAGUAAUAGUGCAAGACGUAAAACUUGAUCACAACCCGACUGGCAGCAGGAGGCAUUCCGCGCUAUAAUUAGAAGCGGCCGAAACAAGAUCCGAUAAAAACAGCAAAGCAAGAAGCAGAAGCAGAAAGGAAGAAACACGUAAAAGCAUUUAUCCGUGUGUGUGUUUUUGUCUCUGACCCACUGUCUCUAUCGCUCGUUGGGUUUCUUGCCCGACAUUGUUUAGUAUUUUGGAGGGCAGCACUGAAGUGAGGGGGGGCGGAGACGCUGACAGAAAAUGCCAGUGCGCCGCGGCGGUCAAAGAAGAUGUUAUUAUGAUGAUAAUGAUGUCGAUGACGUGCGUGGUGUGUAAUUUUGGCGGGGCUUGCUGCACGGGAAAAUUGAUAAUACGGUGAAGAAAAUUCCUACGGUGGGUCGUUAGGGGUGGAAAUUUGGUCCGAUGCACGCCCGUCCGGACGACAACCGACGGAGGCUGUUCGCGCGGAAUGUGUAUGUGAUUUUGGUGUUUGUGUGGGUAAAUCGGUUGGAUAGAAAAAACCACUUGUUGUGCGAUACACGACGAUUGUUGAAAGAAGGUGGAGCGACGGGGGACAAUUUUCAUAUUCGGUAAACUGCAUACGGAUCACCAUCGAAGGACGAAAUGCUGUAGGGAACACUCGGAGAGUUCACCUUAUUCUUGCAAAAUUUCCCGAUUGCCACAGCUGUGCGCGUACUAUCGUUCUAAGUGAGUGAAAAUGGAAAACAAUUCUUAGAAGAGCCAGAAAGAAGAAGGGGAAGAGGGGUUUGCAAAAGAAUGGCCCCGAGUGUGACGGUAGCCCCUGGUGGCACGGAAAAUACGCAGCACGAAGUAGUAGUAGAAGAAAAAGUCGUACAGAAAAACUACCGGUACCAUCCCAGUUGGAAGGGUAGAAGGUGCUGAAAAAUAGUGGAUGAAAAUUAAUUACACACGCAUACUCGCACCCACACACACACAGUACUUUGUGAUUGCAGCAGGUUCGGGAAAUCGUUUUCAUCGGGCUUCGAACGCAAGGUGUCGAUUUGUUUUUGGUCGCGAGUGAUUUUCGAAACGUAAAUAUUGAUAGUUUACGGAACGGGACGGGAAGAAAACUACACAACAGGUGUGGCCAGUUCCCCGGCUCCACUGUUCGGUGUAGCGUGCGUGAUUUGUGGAGAAGUGUGUUGAAAUUGCUCAAUUCGAAAUUCGGAAAAUUCAUAUAUUUACAAGUCACGUGACGGUGGUGCGUUGUUUAAGCGUGCGAUUGGUGUUCUAAUUUUUUUUUUUCGGUGUGUAUGCGUGAGCUACCAGCACGACUAGGCAGCUCGUCGAUUGCGCGUUGAAUUAUUCAUCCUCAAUAAUUCCAAUCAAUUUCUGGCUGAACGAACAUCGGCGACAGGAUUCGAUCCAUCUGGCGGCCGAUCCGGACCUGUGGUGUGAAAACGUGUCCGACGGAGGGAACCCCUCGAAAAAUGAUUCAAAACCAUUUGCUAAAGUUAUGGUGAUGCAGACGACAAGCAAAUUGCAAGGACAGCCUCCACCGCCGCAAAAAACUAGCCAAAUUAGAAUCAACCACAACCGAAAGCGAAGAAGGAGAAGAAGUAAAUCCGAUUGCCGGACGACCGAACGUGGACGUAUCCAGUGGACGUGGACAUCCACGGUUGGUGGCCACGUCUUUGCUCGUGUGGGACAAUGGCCCGAUUGCCAGGGUCAGCAACAGCAGCAGCGCGACCACUGUAGCCCAGUUGGAUCAUCGUCGUCGUCGUCGUCGUCGUCGCUGUACCAUCCGUUGUCGCGGUACGGUCGGCUACGGGGGAGUAACGAUCCACAUUGUUCCCGUUCGGCACUAUGCACCGUCUGCGGAACACAUUCACUAGGUCACGGACCCCGACUGGUGCGGAGAUGAAAACGCAGAGUAGUCUCGAAGUGCCCAAACAAGUUCGCUCAGCAUCAUUCGACGAAAUUCAGCUAGAAGCCCAACGUGCAAAUCAGUUCCUUAAAGUACACCAAAGCUCAACGGACGAGUCCUCGUCGGGUCAAUUACUGCAAGUGCCGCAGAGCACCGGGCAGCGUUCCCGUAGCUUUGACCUAACCGGUGCCGUCGAAGAUUCCCAGGCAGCCGUAGCGGCUGCCUUCCUGGAUGUGCCAAAGCGCUUUCAACGGCGCAAAUCAAGCUCAAAAACUCCACCCCCGUGCAUCCACUGUCUGUACCUGGAGGAAUACCGGCGGAUAACGGGAGUCGAUCAGCGCCAGUACUACGACAGUGGAGAAUACCAAACGUUUAGCUACAGUUCGUCCUCGUCCAGUAGCGACGAAGAAGAAGAAGAAGAAGACGACGAACCGGACGAAGAGGAGGAAGAGUACGAAUUCGACGGUUGCGACAUAACAUGCAGCAACAGUUUGCUACUGCCGCCGAUUGUGUCACCGUGCGGGAUUACCUUUACCCUCUCGCCGACCAACGGAGAUGACCCCGAAGAAGAGCUCGGAGCCCUGGCGGCCCUGGAGGUGGACUCGAUGGGUCCGGUCCUGCCGCCACCUCCGAUGUUCGACACCAACUAUCCGACACUUCCGUUGCUUCCCGUUGGUUCACCGCCACCGCCGUUAACAACACCACUGAGCCCCGUGUACCCUCCGUCCCCGACGAUCCAAGUGCCUCCCUGUUCACCGGUGGUGGUGGACGACUUCGGACUCGAUGGCAUACCAACGCGUACCCGCCGUCGAUCGAUCUCCCGCCAGGAAGCGAUUAUCGUCGAACCCACCGGUAAUUCGCUCGAAAAUGUUUCCUCUGCCGAACCCCCGAAAGACAUUCACAUCAUCGUACCGCCCGAUGAUGACGACACCUGGUCCAAACCGUCACUCUCUUCCGACGAACCAAUCGAUGACAACGAAGAUAAACAAAGCAAAGCACCGGACAGAACAUCACUGAUAGUGGUCCCGACGACACCGGCCACGUCCGAUUUCGUGCAGGACAUCUUCCUGCAGGUGCCGGACCUAAAGCGGGACCGGGCCGCAUCGGUGGACAGUUGUUUCACCAAGGUGACCGGUUCGAAAACCGAAGAACUGAAACCACCGGAAGGUGAACUAACGCUACUGGCCGUACCCGUGACCGGUGCCAUUCGAUCCCGCUCGGUGGACAUUGUGCUCCCGACCGAAGAACAGGCACGGUACAAAGCCCUCGCUCUGACCGGGGCAGCCGCUGCCGCCACCGGUGGUGGCGUAAGUCUCGGUGUACGAGGAUUUUUUUCACUCUUCUCACCAAAACCCAGUGCAGAUACUCACGGUCGACAGAUCCGAUGCACGCCAGAUUGGAGCGAAAAUGCCGUAUCCGGAGACCAUCUUUGGGUUACCACGUCGGUAUCCGGGGAUUGCUGCUAUCUAGGCGAUAGCGAAUGCACGAAACACGGUCCCCGGAUGAAAUGUGCCGCGUGCAAGAUCAUCGCUCACGCCAGCUGCAUCCCGGCGCUGAUGGAGCGGACCCAGCUGCAGUGCAAGCCGACCUUCCGGGAUGUGGGCGUCCGGCAGUACCGGGAGCAGACCAAGACGACCCACCACUGGAUCCACCGGCGAACCGAGAAGGGAAAGUGCAAGCAGUGUGGGAAGUCGCUGCAAGCGAAGCUCUCGUUUAGUUCUAAGGAAAUUGUUGCUUUAUCAUGUGCCUGGUGUAAAUCAUCAUAUCAUAACAAGGAAGCAUGCUUCAACCCGGAUCGGAUCGGUGAGGAGUGUUCGCUGGGAGCACAUCGCAGCAUCGUAGUCCCGCCGUCCUGGAUCGUGAAGCUACCGCGGAAGGGUAGCUUCAAGUCAUCGCUGCGGAAAACGCCCCAGAAGAAAAAGAAGACUGGCAAGAAGGCGUCCGUGUCGAAGGAACCGCGAACCUUUGUGAUUAAACCCAUUCCGACGGCGAACAUCACCCCGGUGCUGGUGUUUAUCAAUCCGAAAUCCGGUGGCAAUCAGGGUGCUAAACUGCUCCAGAAGUUCCAAUGGUUGCUGAAUCCGCGACAGGUGUUCGAUCUGACGCAAGGUGGACCGAAGAUGGGUUUGGAAUUGUUUCGCAAAGUACCCCAGCUACGGGUGCUGGCCUGUGGCGGAGACGGAACGGUCGGCUGGGUUCUUUCGAUUCUGGAUCAGAUCAAUUUUGUGCCUCCGCCGGCGGUCGGUGUGCUACCACUCGGAACCGGUAACGAUCUGGCCCGGGCACUUGGAUGGGGUGGUGGCUACACGGACGAACCGAUCGGCAAAAUCCUAGGCAACAUUGGUAAUUCCGACACCGUUCUGUUGGACCGGUGGAGCUUAAAGGUGGACCCGAAUCCGGACGUGCCGAACGCCGAUGACGGCAAGGACAACCUACCGCUGAACGUGGUUAACAAUUACUACUCGCUCGGUGUCGAUGCUCACAUAGCACUGGAAUUCCACGAGGCUAGAGAGGCACACCCGGAAAAGUUCAACUCUCGGCUACGGAACAAAAUGUUCUACGGUCAGGCCGGUGGAAAGGAUUUGCUGAAGCGUAAGUGGAAGGGAUUGGCCGAGUUCGUGACGCUCGAGUGCGACGGAAAAGACCUGACGCCGAAGCUGAAGGAACACAAGGUGCAUGCGAUAGUAUUUCUCAACAUUCCAAGCUACGGAGGUGGAACCCACCCGUGGAAUAAAUCCGGUGGCCAGUUCGACCCGGCCACCGACGAUGGGUUGAUCGAGGUGGUCGGACUUACCACGUACCAACUUCCGCUGCUGCAGGCCGGUGGCCACGGGACGUGUAUUGCCCAAUGCAAGACGGCAAAGGUCGUCACCUCCAAGACUAUUCCGAUGCAGGUGGACGGCGAAGCAUGCAAGUUGAAGCCAUCCAUCAUCGAACUGACCUUACUGAAUAAGGCUGUGAUGUUGGCGAAACGGAAGCCCGGCAGAGCUAACGUGCCACAAGAAAAACUCGAAUCUCUGAACAUAACCCUGCUGAAGAUUAUGAUGGCUGAUUACGAGCAGCACCACUACGACAAGGAUCUGCUGAAGCAAUCGGCGGUCAAUCUGGGCACGCUGGAUGUGCCCGUUACCGAUCUCGAGCAGGCCCGGGUCCUGAUCAACAAGUACUGCGAGGAUCAACCGGACAGUCCCAAACUGUCACCGGAUUGGUGCUUUAUCGAUUCUUGUACCGCGGAACGAUUCUUCCGAAUUGAUCGUGCCCAGGAGAACCUCCACUUCAUAACCGACAUCGCCACGGACUGUAUUUUCUUGCUGGACCAGGAAUGUCCCACGCUACCGCAAACCCCGGAAGAUGAUAGCGGUGGCCACCAUCCUGGUGGGUCUGCCAUUCCGCAUCAUCUGAGCAGUUUGGAAUCGAGCGAUCGGGAUUCCCGGGACGGGACGCCUCAAUCGCCAGGAAUGAAAUUUUUCAAUCGGUCCCUUUCCGGAGCGGGCUCGGGUACGCUUUCGCCUGCCCUCGACAUUCCAUCGAGAAAAAGUUCUCAAGGUUCGCAGAGUUCCCAUGGAUCUCACGAAAGUGCGAAAAACGUUAGCACCAGCGGUGCGGGUUCCGACAGACAUCCGCAGCUACGCAAUGGCCAGAGCUUCGAUCAACUAGUCAACUUCCGAAGCUUCCACGAGCGGUUGUUCGGCUUGAAUGAUGAUGCGUUCGGAUUCAGCAAUCUGCUGGAGAAGACAACGGAUGCCAUAAUUAAGGCGGCCAAAACGGGUGAUUUAGUGAUGCUGAAAGACCUGCACCAGCAGGGAUAUUCGCUGCUGUCGAUCGAUUCGAGCGGUCAAACUGCGCUGCAUCAUGCGGCCCGGUGCGGCCACAAGGACAUCGUGCGAUAUCUGAUCUCGUAUGCACCGAACUCCAUCGUCAACAUGAUUGACAACGAAUCUGGCCAAACGGCUCUUCACAAAGCGGCCAGCAGUAAACGACGCAGCAUCUGCUACAUGCUGGUGGCGGCCGGUGCCAGUCUAAUCAUCCAGGACAACAACGGACGAUCGGCCCGAUUGCUGGCCCUGGCAGCCGAAGACCGGGAACUGGCGGCCUACCUUGAGAAUCAAGAACAGUUCCAGUUGGUCGAUUUUCAUCCGUCGGCGUGAUCUGGGGGUGCGUCGGAAGUUCAGCACCAAGGGAAUCAAAGUGUGUAGAAAUAAAAUACAUCGACAUUCUGCUGCCUCAUUAAUCGCCACCACCACCCCACAUCAAAACACACACACACUUUAGGCAACGACUGUUUCGGGACGAAUGGCAACACCACCGUCGUCGGGUUUAUUGUUAUUUAUUACUAUUCUAUCGCUACUAUUACUAUUACUAUUAUACGCUUAGUGUUAAUGAAGGUUUAAGUUUGCCACAUUUCAAAUUGUUAUCCCCAACCUCCACCUUGUUACAGCGACGCGAAAUUAAUCGUAACUGUAUCGCUGCUGCGUGUAAGAUAUCCUUCCUCCGAUUUCUGCUGGAAUAAUGGGAAACAAAUUCUAAUUUAUUACUGUUGGAUGGGGCCUUGCUGCAGCACCGCGCAUCGCACCGGAAGGUUAAAUUAAGGCAAUCCCUCUAGUCAAAAGAUUUUAACAAAUGGUUUAACAUUAAUUACACCCACCGCCGUUUUGCACCACCACCUCAUCGCUGCUGCUGGGACAAAUUUUUGCACUUGCUGGUGGCAGAAAUGGGGAGUUCGGAUAAAAGUCAUAUAAAUCAGAACAUACUAAUCUAAUCCAUUGUCCUGGGCUACUAGCCAUCCGUCGGAAUGUGCUUCAACUACUUUCACUUGGAAUUGAGUCGACGAAUCUGUAGGGAAAAACGAAUCUCAAACCGAAGACGACCAGAUGAAGUCCGUUAGACAGAAAACAAAGAGAAGAAAAAAAAUGCUAAAAAUCAAUCAUCGAUAUGAGAAAAAUGAACAAAGAAAAAUAAAAGUGUGGCACGGAACGAGGGAGGGAACUCAGUUUGUUCGGAUUGUACCGUGGAUUCGGUUUCGGCGUUGAUUGCUAUAGGUAUUAUCGAUCACUAAUUUGAGUAGGACUGGAAUGUCGGCUGGGUGGAACUGAUGCCGAAUUACGCCUGGACUACUCUCUACUACACUCACACAGACAUAUCAAACCCUGCUCGUUUUUUUGCCCGACCCCAAAACAGAAUGUUCCUCUCGUCGCAUGGUCAUUUGUUUUUUUUUAAUCGCAUUUUCCAAGCGCUCUAGAUAGUCCUCACCCCUAAAACCGGAAGGGGGGAAAAGACGUAACAUAAGCAAAACAAGAGUAGUUAGUAUUUUUGCAAAAGUUUAUCAAACUAAAAACAAACAAAAAUCUAUGAUGAAAUAAUGUAAAUAAGUAUCUCUUCUUCCAAAACCAAAAAAAAAGAACAAGAAAAGAAUCAUGAACACGGUUGGAAAUCUAAUGUUACACCCUGUAUAAUCGAACAACAUCAACAGCAACAUUAACAACAACAAAAACAACAAAAGACUUGACCAUCAGCGGAGCACUAGUAAAUUUGUAGUCUUAGCCAAAUGUCAUUAUUUCGUAAUCUCAAAAUGGAGGCUCAUCUCGAACAUAUGAAAUGGAAAAACCCCGCACGGUAUGCUCUAGAGGAAACAAACAAAAAAAAACGAAAAUAAAAACGCACGGUACUUUCUAGAUCCUGCACUGACACUGAAACACGUGGCAUUUGCAGGAUACAAAAGCGCCGUGCGUUCGCGUGAGUGAUUUGAGUGACUGGGAGUGUGAAUGAAACAAAGCAGGCAGGAGCAACAGGUCGCACCUGUCAGCAGUGUUGUUUCUUGUUGAAAGUUUUUUCUCUCUCUUUUCUGUUUAUCAGUUUGUUCAACUGCUUGUCAAAUGCUGUUUUUUCACGUGUGUAAAUCGAACGAAACUAUGGUGCCCUUACAGUGACAGUGGGGAAGCAGCAAUUUGCUCUCUUGUUGAAACCCCUCGAUUCCGAACGCGUUCGCGUACGCUUUCCCUUCCCCUAGUGAUUCAGUGCUAGUUCCAACCAAGAAAGUAAGAAAAAAAAACCGUUUUAUUUAGAUGUGCGGUGAAAAAACCCGUGAAAACUGAUGUCAAUUAUUAAAUUAAAUUGUAAGGUAAGCGUGUAAAGAUCUUUGAAAAAAAACCUAAUCUCUACGGUAGACUAGCGGUAAAUAAGCCGAAGAAGGAGUAAACAAAAUAAAAAAAAACUAAUAAAAUACAAUGAGAAGCAUUACCGAAAUACUUGAAAUGUGAUUUUUCUGUGAAACAAAUAAGUUAGAAAGGAUGUAUAAACUGUGUAGAAAUUUCUCAACUUUAGAUAGACAGUGUACGAAGAAAAAAAAAAAAGACGUUGUUUGUACUUCUGUCGCGGGGACCGCUUUUCCUUCUGAAACCUUAGCUUCGAUCGUGUCCCGGGGACAGGUGCGGUGCGGUUUGUACAGUUGUAAAAAGUCCACCAAAUUCGAGCUCUCCGUUCUUUCCGGCCUCCCCCAUGUGCCGGAGGAACGGAUUCUGCCGCCGACCGUCCCCGGCGUAGAGAACUCAAUCAGAGAGAAGGUUUGAAUGAAAACGGAUGCUGGGAAGCCCCUGCGGAUAGGUUUUUUGUUAAACCGAAGCAAAAUGGUUCACUGGAAAGUCUUCGUGCCCCUAGACUUUGCAUUGGAAAGUCCAUUUUUUUUCUAGUAGAACGGUUUUGGAUUUUUGUUCCUUUUCGUUCCGUCGUUCGCUCAGAAACAACGGUAAUCCCGGAACAAGGGUCCAAAGAAUGGGAAGGUUAACUUUGAGACACCUCGCAAACAUUAGAAAAUAUAAUCACUACCUAUUUUUGAAAAUAAAUCCAACAAUUUAUCCGCCGAAGCAGAGACCACUAUACUCGUCUUCAGGCUUCUACUUCGGCGUCAAAGUUUUUUAGACUGUAAGCGGAAAAGUGUGAUACAAGCGAGUGUUAUAUUGUAAAUAGUAUUCGGGUUAUUUUCUACUAACUAGAAGCUAAAGACAAUCGUAAACCGACCGAAUCCCGAUCGGAAUCUGCAUACAGUUCAUCCCCAUUUUCCUCUUCCCUAUGUUUUAUUCGCCGGUAGAACCGGACCCCCUUUGACAAGGCUCGUAAACGAGGAAUUCCGCUGCUGAACCGAAGGCUUCGGUCGGUCCGAACAACUGAGAACUUCCGAGAACCGCCACAACAAUUCCUAGCACGACUUCGAAUAAUAAUAAUAAUAAUAAUAAUAAUACAAAAUUGUGAUCUACUAGAUGUGAAUUUUUCUCAAUAUAAAAUCAAUCAAUGGAACACGGAUGUUAAAACAGAAAACAAAAAUCUAAUCGAUCGCCACCUGUAUAUAAAAAACACUGUAGUGAGAUCAUCAGCAAAUUUUUUGCACGAUUUAUAAAAGAAGAAGAAAAAACCAUCUCCACAGAUAAAAAAACCACAGUUAAGAGUAAUAACAAGUACUUUGUCGAGUUUAUUAAUUACUUUGUUUUUUUCUACGCAACCGGCACACUAAUUCUAACGCCUUCCGAAUGUCACCACUGCACGGAAAAGUAUUAUUCUUACACAAAAUAAAAAAAUAACUAAUCACAAACUACUACUACUACAAUUGAUGAGAAAGUUUGAGCAAUUUCUGCAAAGAGCUAAAGGUAAAGGGUCCAAAAACUGUAGUUAAAACGAGCAGACGCGAAAUAAUCAUUGAAAAUGGAAAAAUAAACUUUCCUUCCAGUCGUUCAAAGUGAAGUAAGAAGUGAGCAGUGAAAUUUUAACUGCAAAGAAGAAACCAGAAACAAUAUCAAAGUUUGACAGACCACCAUCACAUUGGAAGUAAAAAAAUAAAAUAAUCAGAUCGAUCGAACCAACCAACACGUUUUGUGUAGACGAUGAAACAAACAAAACACGAAGCUAACAAACAAAGAAACCCCUAUAUUUUAUAACCGAACCGUUUGUUCAUACUGUUACUACGUUUCCUUCGAACCUACGUGUAAAAGUACAUUGUUUUGAUACAACUCCCUUACAAAAAAAAACAAAGAAAAAAACAGGUACAUGGUACAGCUCUAUUUUCUACCAAUUGAAACAGAACCAAUAAUAGCAAACCAACAAACAAAUCAACAAAGAUAUGACACUAUUUUUAGAACAAUUAACCGAUUAACUUUCGAUCCACCUUGAAUCAGUCAGAUAAAUGAAACUAAAAUAACCGGAUUCGACCGGAUCUAAUCAAUUCGAGAGCACCGUAAAUACUAUUCGAUGAUAUAUUGAAAGCAUCACAGCAACAACAAUCAACUUCAACACAAUGUAAACAGCAACAACAACAAUACCCGCAGCCACACACACCUAAAAACACAUCGUAAUUAGUAGGAAAGUUGACAUGUUUACUUACACUGAUCUAGGGUUCAAACUGACAGCUGGUGUUUUGGUCGGAAAGGUUUUGAAAGUUCGUUUCUGUUGCUAAUGGUUUCAGUCUCAAACUACAAACUUAAAACCAGCUCAACUAUUUUUUUCGUAUUUACCAUUGCACAGUGGUCCGAAACGGGAAAUUAGCGUGACAAAAAUAUUUUCACUAUUAAAUAUUAGUUUUUUUUUUGUAGUUGGUGUCUUCACAAAAGUUAGUUGUAAUCAAAUGGCGCUCCUUUUGAUGAAAAAUGUUACUAGGGUGGUCCUCAUUUAGAUUGAAAUCUGAAAUCUAACUUUCUUAAUUGAACUCAAAAAUCAUUUUGUUGUACGAUAAAGUUGUAGGAAAUUUUAUUUUGAGCGACUUUGCUGAAAAAAGCACCUCUCUAUCUUUUCAUUUGAUCGAGUUACAUCAAUUUUCCCGAAUAAACCCUACUCCGAGGCUCUUGAAAAUUAACUUUUUUUGUUCUAACUUUUUUGUGAAACAUUCCACGGAAAAGUUGUCUUCAGAAGAGUUGUUGUACUAAUCAUUGCGCAUAAUUUUGCUCAACUAUAUAUAUAUAUAACUCUUUCAUAUGAGCUACCAGUAAAAAGUUAUGAUUAUUUAUUCAUCAAAAACUAGUCAAGCUUCAAAUAUUAAUAUUCAUUAGAUGCCAGAUCGAUAAAAAUGUAUCCUAUGCGGUACCUGAAAGGUCAUAACAUAAGUAAAAAUUUAGGAGAAAUUGGAAGGGUGCUAUUUUUUUAACUUAUUUAAAUUAGUUUUAAAAAUACCUUCAAGAAACUCAAAAACAUUGCAUAGCUCUUAAACGCCUUAACGUAUCAACAUACUUCCUUUUGCAAAAUGAUAGUAUCAAAUUAGUUCUACAAGUGUUCCAUAUAUUGUCCAUUCGAGAAAUGAGACACACAAAAAUUACAGCCGAAAAUAGAACAAUUUUAAUUAUUUAUUACCAGAAUAACCACUUCAAUUGAGUUUGAGCUACUGAAGAUUAGAGAUACUGUGUAAUAUGGUUAUUUCGAACUAGUUGGCCAUGAUAAAUCUAUGAACAGAAAUGUUCAUGGUUGUCGACCAUUCUAAGAAGUUGGUGCAAGUUAGUAAAAUGUAAAUAUUUUUAUCCAUAUCGUGCCGAGACGCCUAUGACACUGGCCCUUCUUUCUCAUCCACUUGUGUACCGAAUAGCCUGUAAAAACCGGAAAACGACGCACAAUGAGUUUUGGUUCGAAUAAAUACAUUCUACUCAUUUUAACAAACUAAUGAUUUUUUGGGUUUCAGGAAGUGCAUUGACUUACAACAAAUCUUUUUUCGGCUGUAGUUUUUGUGUGUCUCAUUUCUCGAAUGGAUAAUGUUUGGAACACUUGUAGAACUAAUUUGAUACUAUCAUUUUGCCGAAGAAAGUAUGUUAAUACGUUAAGGCGUUUAAGAGUUAUGCAAUUUUUUUUGAGUUUUUUGAAGGUAUUUUUAAAACUAAUUUAAAUAUGUUUAAAAAAUAACACCUUUCCAAUUUGCUCUUAAAUUUUUACUUAUAUUAUGACCUUUCAGGAACCGCGUAGGAUACAUUUUUAUCGAUCUGGCAUCUAAUGAAUAUUGAUAUUUGAAGCUUGACUAGUUUUUGAUGAAAAAACAAUCAUAACUUUUUACUGGUAGCUCAUAUGAAAAAGCUUGGUUGAACAAAAUUGUGUGCAAUGAUUAGUACAACAACUCUUCUGAAAACAACUUUUCCGUGAAAGUGAAUUUUCAGGAGCCACCCUACAUUUAUUCGGGAAAAUUGAUGUAACUCGAUCAAAUGAAAAGCUAGAGAGGUGCUUUUUUCAGCAAAGUUACUCAAAAUAAAAUUUCCGACAACUUUAUUGUACAACAAAGUCAUUUUUGAGUUCAAUUAAGAAAGUUAGAUUUCAGAUUUCAAUCUAAAUGAGGACCACCCUAGUAACAUUUUUCAUCAAAAGGAGCGCCAUUUGAUUACAAACAACUGAAGGCACCAACUACAAAAAACUAAUAUUUUAUAGUGACAAUAUUUUUGUCACGCUAAUUUUCCGUUUCGGACCAUAGUGCAUUGAAAAUUUAAUUCCACAUUUUCGAAAACGUAACUAUUUUCGGAACCAGAAUCCGUAGACUGUAACAGUUGCAGUAAGUUUUUACGGCCAUCAAAUAGCCCAUGGCCCACAAGUUGAAAUAGUUUGAACAUUUCAAACUAUCAUAUAAAGGUUAGUCAUUUUUGGCUUUCACCACCCUGUAUUUUCGGAACUGGAAGUCGGAUCCGGAUAAAACGGAUCAACCUCCUUCCAGAGAAUAAUAAGAUAUUUUAAUGUGGAACACAUUUUUGUUUUCUAUAUAGCGGUGCAAACUAGAAACUCAAGAAAAAUACACGUAGAAAUGUGGUCAGGUUUUGAAUAAUUACAGCUCAGUCAAUUUUGUAACAAUUAUUAAUAUCAUGUCACCAUUUGAUUGGAAAUAUUUCUACGCAUUGAUUUGAAUGUUCAUAGCCAUGUAUUUUUAAUUGUAUAUCAUUGAAAUGUUGAUUAAUAGCUAGCAGUGUCCUAUUUUGUCUGCAAAAAAUCUCCGGCAUACUGGAUUUCCCUGCCAUAGUCGACGGUUUUGAAGGAGUAAUCGAUAUAUCAAAGGGAAAGCAGCGCUCUGAUUGGUCAAUCGAAGCAAAAGCAAAACUGUUGGAAGUACGCGAAUCUACAAAUAGAAGCGAAAUUAUAGCUAACGUUUCAGUCUUAUGCGUAGCUUGCUAGAGGUAGGUUGUUGCUACACAGCAAGACAAAAAGUGCCAUAAACGAUUUGAAGCUUUUAUUGGUAUGCUCUGAUCUUGUGUCAUGCAAGAUUGGAUGAAAUCCCAUGUUAUGUCAUUUCGCCUGAGAAAUUGACAACUACCCCAGGGUAAAUUUUGAGUACAUAAGACUAAUUUCUAAUUUAUAUAAGAUGAACUCGAUUGAUAAUGAAAAAUAUUUUAUCGCUUCAACCAAAAUCGCAAAAUGGUAGUAAUGGUAGAGAAACGCUAUAAAAAUAACUGCUUGUAUACAAAAUUUGAACACAAGCUUGGUGGAGAGAAGCUUAAAUAUCGAUAUCCGUAUCGCAAGCAUGUACAAACAUUUAAUUGUAUACAUUUGGGCUAUUGAUGUAAUUUCGUCGGCUACGAAACAAAUACAAAUCACGAUAAAUAGAGUCUGGGUUCGCGUGUUGGUGUUGAUUCCUAAUAAGGAUCAAUCUAAGCAGACUCUUGUGCAUUGGCGGAUUAAAAGUGUGACGAUUAAUUGAAAAUGUCAAUCAUUGGAAAUUUUGGUUGCCUUGUUCCACAUCAACGGCUCGAACAACCCCAUGGGGCUGAUCCUUGUAGUUUUUUUGAAUUGAAGUUCGACCGGUUCAGUCACGGUUAGUUUGUUUGAUUAUAAGCUCAUAACUUAUUAGCUUAUAACCAAACAAACUCAUUAGUAAUGAGACCUGUAUACUAGAAGAAUUCACUGGCUAGUUUUAAAGAAUUUGUUCCAUUUUUAAUACCCACUAACAAAUUCAAAGAAAAAUGUUAUUCUGAAUAUUUAGUAAUAAGGCUUUCCAAUGGGUUGACUUACCUCUCAUGCUCUGUAUCAAUUAAACCAAUCAAACGAAAUCAAGCGAAUCAAGCGUAAUACUGCGCUCCUGUUACUUUGUUGUGUGAAAUUCAAGCUAACCAGGGUAUUAGUUUUCCAUCAGCUGUAUAAACCAUGCUUUGUGAUUGGAUUUUAAUUCAAUUUCUGUUACAGCAUGUACUUAAAUGCAAUUUCCAUUGAUAUCACUACACCACCGACACGAUAAUACUGCACAAUUUCAUAUACUUCGUGAAGCAUGCAAUUCACAAGAAGUGACUAAGAUUUGUUUCAACCGCAGCACCGUAUUCAACAGAAAUCAUGCACCAGUAACAGACAUUCAUACCUGCACCGUGAUUUUGGUUCCUUCAACACGGUUGUGUGUUGCGCCGAUGGACUCGUUUGUUUUCAAAACCCGAACUUCGUUAUCGGUUUGUUGUUUUCUUCACCACGUGUACGAACAAAGGUUCGUAGAGGCAGUGUCGAUUAAACCACAUUUUCUUCUUCCGUACCAGCGCAUGUAGCUACGCGCAUUAUAUGAUGGUUCGAAAGUUUUGACUCUUAUCAUCAUGCAGCUCCAAUCCGGAUUCAAUUCAGAAAUUCUUUAAAAAUAGGUUGAGCCAUCAUUGAGAAAAGUGAGAUCCAUUUUAUAGUUAGUGACCACUGUCUUCGGUGCUUCUGGUUCGUUUGGCUGUCAACUGACAAGACCUAUCGCUUGAAAUUGAUUUGAGUUCAGUUUUGAUAAAAACAAUUUCGUGUUUUGAAUCGCCACUCUGUUUACCUGCUUGAAAUUUUCUUCACUCUGUAAUUCUGGAACCGGAAGUCGGAUCCGGAUGAAAUUUUCUGGAGUUCCUAAGUUUGUGAGAAUCGGUUCAGCCAUCGCUGAGAAAAGUGAGGUAGUAAUUCAAAAUUAAACUUUGUACACUUAUCACCCUGUAACUCCGGAACCGGAAGUUGGAUCAAAAUAAAUUUCAGGAAUUUUCUAUCGUUCAUUUGAAUUUAAGUUUGAGAAAAUCGGUUCAACGAUCUCCGAGAAAAGUUAGUGUACAAAAGUGUUACAUACACACAAACACACACACAGUCAUUUUGCGUACUCAACAAACUGAGUCGAAUGGUAUAUGAAAAGUCGGGUUUCUUAGUAAUUGUACAACCUUUCUAUGUUAGAAAGACCAGAAUAUAAAGUUAUUGAAUUUCUCAGUACAAAUUCUGAACAAAUAAGUUAUAAUAUCAUUUUGGCCUCACAUACUGUUGUGUACCUUUUGUUUCUUGGAAGUGUGAGUGCAUAAUGAAAAGUACAAAUCAAUUGAAAAAAAUUUCCUAACUAGCAUAGAAAGCAAUUUAAGUAAAUAGUCACAUAUUUUGGCUGGGACUAUGAGGGAUGGCAGCAAAAAGUUCUAUGUGAUAAAGGGAAGAGAUCUAUUUGAACCUUUCUCAUAUCAUAUAGUUCCAUAGUCUGGAUUCGACCUCCGAUUCCGAAAUUACAAAAUGAUGAAUGUUAAAAUCUUCAAUUUUACGAUGGAAAAAAGAGCAAACACUUUGAGGCUUUCCUAGUUUGCUAAUUCUGAAGAGAUUUUUGUCGAACACAUUCAAUUCAAAUAUAGCUAUUCCGGAAGCAACCAAACAUUUUGAAACAGAACUCUCAUCGAUUUUUCAGAGAUGGCUUUACCCAUUUUACCAAACUUACUAUUGUGGACAAAAAAUAGUAGGACUUACGUGGAAUUGGUUGAAUUUUUGGCGAUAAAAUCAUGAAGAAUCAAUGCAGUAUGCGACGGUGUAUUAUCGUGGUGCAAAACCCAAGAGUUGUCAGCCCAUAAUUCCGGUUUUUAUUGACUCUUCCGAUAUUCCAACGAUCCCAGUAAGGUCUCUGACUGUUAAUCGUCGAUCCUCGAGCACCAACUCCUUGAUUUUAUUGAAAUAAGGUAGCAGCUGGAAGGAGUGUAAAAAUGAACAUUUAAAUCUAGUAACCAUGGCUUAAAAUUCAAUUCUUCACUACUGAAUGAAGCAGAAUUUUCAUUUCGUAAUGCAUUUAAAUAUACCCGGAUUGAAUGAAACUGUGUUCCUUCCUUUUAAUCCUAACAUUUUCAUGAAUUUCACAAAAGUGAGUUUCAGUUACAUAUUCCAAUGAAUAUUCAGUCAAUGAAAAAGAAUGUUGUUAACUCUGCUUGCAUGCUAUCCUUCUUCAACAGACAAAAAGAGACAUUGUCAGUAAUCUCACUCAGUAGGCCAGCAAUCAUGUAGUACUUUACGCCAUCUUCUUUGUGCUGUUAUUUAUAUGGUUAUUUUAUAUUUCGCCGUAUUCCAUAAUCCGCAAUUCUCUUUCAUUUCACUAUUUGAGGGAUAUUAGUAGUAGCCGAAACUUUGUUAAAUUAUUAUCCCGUUGAAUUCCAAAUAAAAAUUUUAUCGAUUGUCUCAAAUUUUACUAUUAUUCAUGGUAUGGAUUGAAAUGGAUUGAACUAGAACCUGUUCCGACCCGCACCCGUAUCAGUAUCAGCAGGCAGACAUCCGAUACUAUUUUUUGAAUAUUUUGCAUACACUUUAGAAUAUCUCACGACACAGCAUGUAUUUACAGUACACACACUCACACAAACACACGCUCACACAUACCUAGCGAAAACAAAAAUCCGUAAUUCGAUACGAAUACGCGAAACGCUUCUUCCGACUUCCGAUCCGGCCAUCUGUUUGCACGGCACCGGAAAUUCAAAUAUCCGUUCAUCGGAGUUUAAGAGUCUAGAAAAACAAAAAAAAACUUGUAGUUUCUACAACCAUUAAUCGUAAACAUUCCAAUUUUAUCUAGAAUAAUCUGUUAGUUGUUAAUGAUUUUUUAACUUAUUCUCUAGCAAAACUGUUGUACAGAAGAAGAAGAAGAAGAAGAAGAAGAAGAAGAAGAAAAGAUAAAAAUUUUGGUUUCUUCGACACCGAAAUUUAGGGCAAUACAGUUUAUUUACAAAUGAUAAUGAUAGAUUACACCAUUACACUACCUACAAACUCAAAAACACACACUCAAACACACAGAUUACUUCAAAACUACUCGGUCACACCUAAAGCCUUUUGAUGAGAAAUUUUCCAGUACUAUUUAAACGUAAGUUAGAAAAAAAAAACUAUUUAUCUAGUGAAUCUAGUUUGAAAUCAACAAAAAAAACACACACACACACACACAGUAAGCAAAACUUGAAACCUUACGGCUUAAUAUAAUUCAACAGAACCACGUGGUACAUUUCUUUCCUCGUAAAACAAAAUAUUUCUUAUUAAAAAUUUAAAACGAAUGAAAUAACUGGGCAUAGAAGAGAAUAGAACACACACUCACACAACAAUAGCCACCAGAGUAACCAAACAAAAAAAUAAAAAUUUUAUUCACAAACACACACUCAUCUCGCACGGAAAAACACUGACACUGAUACAAGAACACAUCAUGGAACGCGCCACCCGGCGGAGAACAUACUAACUAACACAAACGUAAAACGAAAUGUAAAGUGCCAGACCAGGCACCAGGCUGAAGUUGGAAAAUAACGAAAGAAAAUACAAAUAAAAACAAGCUGUAAACUCUUGAAUCUCACUAAUCUAA
This is a messenger RNA of Malaya genurostris, 20172 nucleotides long. It is a transcript of the gene rdgA, whose product is annotated as diacylglycerol kinase zeta. Gene Ontology annotation, biological process: intracellular signal transduction; diacylglycerol metabolic process; lipid phosphorylation. Bases 4610 to 8818 code for a protein of 1402 amino acids. The record is from RefSeq and is a predicted model, not a curated record. The transcript is spliced from 23 exons. Lineage: Eukaryota; Metazoa; Arthropoda; Insecta; Diptera; Culicidae. Gene Ontology annotation, molecular function: ATP-dependent diacylglycerol kinase activity; protein binding.